Tyto alba (common barn owl) is the source of this 2244-nucleotide messenger RNA. RefSeq names its product flap structure-specific endonuclease 1 (gene FEN1). The coding region runs from base 93 to 1235 and encodes 380 amino acids. Gene Ontology annotation, cellular component: nucleus. Gene Ontology annotation, molecular function: magnesium ion binding; 5'-3' exonuclease activity; manganese ion binding. The record is from RefSeq and is a predicted model, not a curated record. The transcript is spliced from 2 exons. NCBI's taxonomy places the organism in Eukaryota, Metazoa, Chordata, Aves, Strigiformes, Tytonidae.
GGGUAAUGGCGGCUGGGGAGGCUGAGGCGGGCCCGGAGGAGGGGACGCGGGUGAUAAUGGCGGCUGGGGCAGGCUGAGACGUGCCUCGGGGGAUGGGAAUCCAUGGCCUGGCCAAGCUCAUUGCCGACGUGGCUCCUAAUGCCAUCCGGGAGAACGACAUCAAGUCUUACUUCGGCCGGAAGGUCGCUAUCGAUGCCUCCAUGAGCAUCUACCAGUUCCUGAUCGCCGUGCGGCAGGGAGCUGAAGUCCUUCAGAACGAGGAGGGUGAGACCACGAGCCACCUCAUGGGCAUGUUCUACCGGACCAUCCGCAUGGUGGAGAACGGCAUCAAGCCCGUUUACGUCUUCGAUGGCAAGCCCCCGCAGCUGAAAUCAGGGGAGCUGGAAAAGCGGACUGAGCGCCGGGCAGAGGCCGAGAAACACUUGCAGGAGGCUCAGGAGGCCGGGGAGGAAAACAACAUUGAGAAAUACAGCAAGAGGCUGGUCAAGGUGACCCAGCAGCACACUGAGGAGUGCAAGAAGUUGUUAACGCUGAUGGGCAUCCCCUAUGUGGAAGCACCAGGGGAGGCUGAGGCCAGCUGUGCUACGCUGGUGAAGGCUGGGAAGGUCUACGCAGCCGCCACGGAAGAUAUGGAUUGCCUGACCUUUGGCAGCCCCAUCCUGAUGCGGCAUCUUACUGCCAGCGAGACAAAGAAGCUGCCCAUCCAGGAGUUCCACCUGAACCGUAUCCUGCAGGAUCUAGACCUGACCUGGGAGCAGUUUGUGGAUCUGUGUAUCCUCCUGGGCUGCGACUACUGCGAGAGCAUCCGUGGCAUCGGGCCCAAGCGUGCUGUUGAGCUCAUCCGGGAGCACAAAACCAUUGAGAAGAUCGUUCAGCAGAUAGACACCAAGAAAUACCCUCUGCCUGAGAACUGGCUGCACAAAGAGGCCCAGAAGCUCUUUCUAGAGCCUGAUGUGGUCAACCCCGACACCGUUGAGCUGAAGUGGACCGAGCCGAAUGAGGAGCAGCUCGUCCAGUUCAUGUGUGGGGAGAAACAGUUCAACGAAGAGCGGAUCCGCAACGGGGUCAAGAGGCUGAGCAAAAGCCGGCAGGGCAGCACACAGGGCCGGCUGGACGACUUCUUCAAGGUCACGGGCUCCAUCACGUCAGCCAAGCGCAAAGAGCCGGAGACCAAGGGGUCAGCAAAGAAAAAAGCCAAAACCAACAACACCACAAAGAGCAAAAAGGGGAAAUAGCCAGACUGGCCGCCUGCAAACCCCUCUGAUGAGUUUUUACUCUCGACCAGGAAUUUUAGGCUAAUAACAAACGGUCGUUUUUUCUGUUCUGCUUGUUAGUGCUAGGAAGGAUCAUGCUAAACUGCUUCCCAACAAGACUAGGUUAGUGGAUCAGAUAAGUGUGUUACUGCGCAUCAGUAGUAACGUAGGAAGCUGGGAGAGGAAAAUGCUGAAACAACUGCGGGGGGGGGGGGGGGGCAGGCGGGUGAGGAACCAGGGGGUCGCAUCCAGCAGUUCAGCACCAGCGUUCAGCCAUUUGAGACUUGAUGAGGAAGCCACUGGGACUGGGGGUGAUUCCCAGGCUGUGGAGUGAAAGGGAGGUGUUGAUCACAAACAACCUCUCUGAUUUAAGGGGGGGUGGGGGGGGGGCAGAAAAAGGCAAACUGGGUACAAAUGAUAGAGAUUUCUACCUGACACGAUCCAUCCAAAAAGAGAUAGGUGCAAGGAGCAGAGUCUGAAGGAGAAACUGGGGAGAUGUGAAUGGAAGGCAGGCUGGAGUUGGGAAGGAGGCUUGAAAUGAGGAGGUGAACUUCUCCCAUUACUGAGGUUUGGGUAUAGGUUCUUCCUUCCCUUAUUGUAGUCAUUUUGCUUAAAAAAAAAAAAAAAAAAAAAAAAAAAAAAGUUGUAAUCCUGGUUCCAGCAAAGUUCUGGCCCACUCUUAAUGCACAAACCAAGGACAAGCUGAGCUGAGACUGCAGCUCUCCAGGCCUGAAUUUUGCUGCUAGGUGUUGGUUCAUGUUUAAAAAGAAAAAUGUCAGUAAACCUAGAAGGGAAGCCUGUUCACUCCCUGAUUUCAUGAGGCAAUCCUUCUGUGUUGUACAUGCAGAGACAGGUCCCAGGCUAAGAAGAAAAAAGAUAGCGUCUCUUAUUUUUCUUAUUUUAUUCUGUAUUUUGCAUAGUCUUUUCCUCUUACUUGUCAAAGCAGUGUGCUGGGUUUUGUUUUCAGAAUAAAAUUUAUACCCAACUACAA